CUCUGUUGUAAUUAAAGUGAAAAAUAUUAUAAAAAACGAUGGACCGUUUUUGCAGUUAUUGUGGGGCAAGGAGACAACUGGAGUUUGAUCGUCCAUUGGAUCGCUGUAGCAAAUGUGAUAAAUUCCCAUUUAUAUUAUCGCACGAAGUAAAGUCAGCGUCGGUAUUGCGGUGUUCGGUGUGUACUGCUUAUAUCUGCGCGAUAAACAGAUAUUGCGAAAUAUGUGGACAUACGGUGGAAAACAGCAAACGGAUAAGGGGCGAAAGAGCUGGACAAAUGCAAAUGGCAGGAAAAAUUCAGGCGAAAAAAAUGGAAGCUAUCGAACGGAGAAAAAGACGAAAACUGGAAGCUGAGUGUUCAUCGUUCAGUGCCUCAACCCCAUCCACAAUGACAUCACUUUCGCCGUCAAAAAAGUCAUCAUCUAAUCCGUUAUCAUUUUCAUCCAACGAUGAUGAGGAUGUAGACAAUUUGUUGUCGCAAAUACCGGAUUCGGAAUUGUCGCAAAUACAGGAUUCGCAAAAACCGGAUUCGGAAUUGUCGCAAAUACAGGAUUCGGAAGCAAACCCAGAGUGAAUCUAUAAUAUGUAAUUAUAAUUAG
Messenger RNA from Photinus pyralis (common eastern firefly), 597 nucleotides. RefSeq lists its product as uncharacterized. Lineage: Eukaryota; Metazoa; Arthropoda; Insecta; Coleoptera; Lampyridae. The record is from RefSeq and is a predicted model, not a curated record. Bases 39 to 572 code for a protein of 177 amino acids. The transcript has 2 exons.